ACUCGCUGUCUCUCCUCACCACUGUGUCUCCCAGAUGCCUUCAACUCCGGAGCAGCCCUCAGGGCAGACCGAGGGCCUCCCAGAGCCUACAGCGGAGUCGGCCACGUGGGCAGUACUCCCGUGUGGCCCCUGUAUUCCCAUCAUGCUGGGCCUGGCCUCUCUUGCAGCUUUCUUCAUUGUGACUACUGCGGUACUGGCCGAACGCCUGUUCCGCCGCCCGCACCCGGACCCCAGCCAGCAAGCACCCACCCUAGUAUGGCGCCCCGGAGGAGAGCUGUGGAUUGAGCCCACAAGCAGCGCCCGGGAGCGCUCUGAGGACUGGUAUGGGUCCUCCAUACCCCUGCUGAUGGACAGGGCUCCAGAUCCCCCGACUCCUGGGGGAACUUUGGAGGGCAGAGCAACGGCUCCACCAGCCCCUUCAGUCCCUCACUCUUCUCCCUGCUCCUUAGUUCCCCAGACCCCACCAGAAGUCCCAACCCAGAGCACCUUCUGGAGGCCUCAAACCCAAGAGGAGAGGCUCCAUGCCACAGGCCUAGUGAGUUGGGUUGAGCCUGAGACGAGGCUAGAGGUUGGAAUGCAGGUUGGGAGCCCCAAGGCCUGGAGGAUGAGGCAAGGGAGCCCUGAACCUGACUGGGGUCUCCAGCCUCGGGUCACCCUGGAGCAGAUCUCAGCGUUCUGGAAGAGGGAAGGCCGGACCAGUGUGGGCUUCUGAAUCUUCAGAGCCUGUUAAGACUAGCCUCCCACCGCAGGGGCUGAAAGGGGUCAGCUCCAACCUCAGGCCUGGACCUCACUCUAGAUGUUUGUCUGGGCCCUGCCUAGACCCUGGGACCUUCUGUGUGAAAAUGUCUACCUUUGGCACCUGGCUGGUGGGCAGGCUGACAGUGUGGACGGCCUGUGCUCCAUGGCUUGCACUAAAGCUCAGCUUUGGUUAAACUGCCCAGGUUGUGACUCUGAGAACUGGAGGCAAGGCUAGUUGGCUGUGAGCCAGAAGGCUUCAAGACGGCAUGUCAGGGUACAAAUUUACCUAAGCCACCAUAUCAGAACGAAGAGGUCCUGUAUGGGAUGCUGACCAACGACCCAGAACUGGCGGUUGUGUGUGGGUCAUGUGGGCAGGAGAGGGCAGGAAGGAAUCUUGCUCUCCAGAGACACAGGCCUUAUCUGUGCCCAGGCAUUCUCACCAACCACUGCAAGGCCCUCCAGCAAAAGAGAGGCCAAGUCCAGGCGGAGUCUUUGACAACAUACAAACCUUGGCUUUGUCCACUAAUGGCAACGUGGAAUUUGCUGAGCCAAGCUGGGGAGGCCACUUCUUGCCUAGAAUUGAGACACAGACUCAAAAGGAUCAACAGGCCCCUCUGUCCAUUCAUUGGCUUAUGGCUGCACACAUCCUAGAAUGCAGAGUUCUAUUAUUCCAUGGUAAAGCAAGCCUGGACUAGAAAGAACUGAGUUUGUUCCAAUAUGGAAAUGAAGAUUGUCCCAGAGAAGGGAAACUCCCCAAACCCAGCCUCCGCCACUGUGCCCUCCAGCUUGCUGGAGUGGUCCAGAGAGGCAGGUUUGCUACAAGACCACUCACUUAUAACGAUCCAUCCCAUGGAAACGGAGCCCCAAAUAUCCGUGGGCUCACUAGCUGCCUUCCCCUUUAGGAGAGGGGAUGGCGGGGAUAG
Molecule: messenger RNA, 1661 nt
Organism: Peromyscus eremicus (cactus mouse)
Lineage: Eukaryota; Metazoa; Chordata; Mammalia; Rodentia; Cricetidae
Gene: C1H16orf54
Product: chromosome 1 C16orf54 homolog
Exons: 1
Coding region: 35-712 (225 amino acids)
Source: RefSeq, a predicted model, not a curated record